GCAUUUGAACGUUGCAAUGCUGUCCCCCCGUAAGGGUAGCCAAAUGUUCGCACUCCGACGGGUGAUAUUAUGGAGAGCGCGCCCAUUCUCUACUGGUGUCCGGCCUGCCAGCCGAAAUUCGACCGAUGUCCCAGGACCUCAGGUGUCUGCUCGCCAGUUCAAUCCGCAUCUCAAUUAUCGCUAUAUCCGUGAGAACGCUGCCUACAUACAACAAAAUGCCAUAAACCGAAACGUCUUGGACUUGGAUGUAUCGCGGGUAGUGUCUCUUUACGAUAAGUUCGUUACGGCAGACUUUGAAUUGGCAGAGUUGAGAAGGCGAAGGAACAAGAUUGCAACGGAGAUGGCCGCAAUCGUGGGUAUCUUAAAAAAGCAACGGAAAGAUGACGUGGUUGAGGCGUUGAAUCGCAAGAAUCAGCUGGCGGAGGAGGGGAAGACUUUAAAGAAGUUGGUUGCUGAGAAAGAAGAGCAGGUGGCAAAUAUGCAAGCAGCUCUGUACGAAGAAGCGCGGCAUAUACCGAACGACACGCAUCCAUCGGUACCUAUAGGCGAUGAAUCGAAAGCGGGGCUGGUUGACACAGUCGGUAGUCCUCGAGCGGCUGUGUUUGACUCAGGUGCUCCCUUGCGGGACCAUAUGGAGCUGGCGUCGUUACAUGACAUGGUGGAUUUCGAACGCGCUGGGAAAGCUACAGGAUCAAGUUUCUAUUACCUUCGUAAUGCCGGUGCGCUCCUGGAAAUGGCUUUGACCCGGUACGCUAUCGACAGAUGUAUAGCCCGCGGGUUCGUACCGGUGACAACACCAGAUCUUAUCCGACAUGAGGUCCUUGAAGCAUGCGGUUUUAAUCCAAGAACAGAAGACCCCCAAACUUACUAUAUUGAACCCCAUGCAGCAAGCGAGGCCCGUCUGCCUUUCAACGCACGACGCGAUCCAAUGCAACUGUGUUUGUCUGCGACGGCCGAGUUUCCAUUAGCAGCCAUGUACGCCAACGAAAUCGUUUUGUCUGAGAAGCUGCCGAUUAAAAUGGUAGCCUUAGGCAAAUCCUUUCGGGCUGAAGGACAGGCUGGUGCCACAAAUAGAGGCUUGUACCGGGUACAUCAGUUUACAAAGGUUGAAAUGUUUAGUAUUACAGCAAAAGGUGAAAGUGAUAAUGCUCUGAAAGAGAUGGUGGACAUCCAGAAGGAAAUAUUUGAAGAUUUGGAGCUCUGCUUCAGGAUUCUUAACAUGCCUACUCAUGAUCUUGGAGCGCCUGCGUAUCAGAAAUAUGACAUGGAAGCAUGGAUGCCUGGGCGGAAGGCGUGGGGAGAGAUCUCCAGUGCUUCCAACUGCACUGACUACCAAACACGCAGGCUCAACAUUCGCCACUUCGUCUCUUCCCCAUCCCCAAACACCACUGACUUUGUGCACACAAUUAAUGGAACAGCGUGUGCCGUCCCCCGUCUCAUCAUUGCUCUGCUGGAAACGCAUCAACUAGAAGAUGGCCAAUUACGUAUACCCGAAAAGCUUAGGCCGUACUUUCUGGGAGGAAACGUAGAUAGACUACGGGUGGGCAAGGAGUCUUGGAGUUGAUCCAUGCACAUUGAUAACUGACUAGCAGUGUUUAUUCUGCGAAAUAGACUUAAUUUAUUUUUACAAGUGUGCCA
Spizellomyces punctatus DAOM BR117 is the source of this 1638-nucleotide messenger RNA. Its product is annotated as serine-tRNA ligase. The coding region runs from base 17 to 1564 and encodes 515 amino acids. Lineage: Eukaryota; Fungi; Chytridiomycota; Chytridiomycetes; Spizellomycetales; Spizellomycetaceae. Gene Ontology annotation, molecular function: ATP binding; serine-tRNA ligase activity; tRNA binding. Gene Ontology annotation, cellular component: mitochondrion. The transcript is spliced from 3 exons. The record is from RefSeq and is a predicted model, not a curated record. Gene Ontology annotation, biological process: mitochondrial seryl-tRNA aminoacylation.